Molecule: messenger RNA, 591 nt
Organism: Talaromyces stipitatus ATCC 10500
Lineage: Eukaryota; Fungi; Ascomycota; Eurotiomycetes; Eurotiales; Trichocomaceae
Exons: 2
Coding region: 1-591 (196 amino acids)
Source: RefSeq, a predicted model, not a curated record
AUGGCGCGUAAAGGCCCUGGUACAGAUGGCCCUCUACAGACAGCCCUACUGGAAUCCAUGUCUGCAGCCACGACAAGAGCUUCUGAAGGACAGAAGAUUUUCAGCCCCAUAGCUGCAUUCCUUAAUAAACACCGCAGCCAAACCACCAGCCUUGCCCCUCACCUACUGAGAGCCCUCACCACUCUAAGCGAUGACCUUGCCUUAGUAGCCCAACAACAUUUUAACGCCUAUAUUAGUGGUAUCUUGACGACCUCCAUUCUACCUACCCUGUCUUCUUCCUCUUCCUCUUCCCUCACCCUAAAUCCCUUACCUUCUUCACCCUCUUCCUCACGUCCCCCCUCAGGUCUUGAACAGUCAACUUAUGCAACUAUUACCCAAUAUGCCCCAGUCAAAUUAACUCCUACUACUCAUCCUAAAGCCUCUGUCAAAAAGCCUAUGCCUCUAGUAAAACAACCCCUUCCUAACAACUGGCUCUUUACUGGCUUUGCACUAUGCCCCUCAUCUCCAGAAGCCCUCCUAGCCUUUGAGGCCCAAAAAGAGAUUAUUUCUGCAUUCUUUAUUAACUGCCAGAUAGAACGCAGCUCCCGAUAG